Loxodonta africana (African savanna elephant) is the source of this 1525-nucleotide messenger RNA. RefSeq names its product olfactory receptor 10AG1-like. NCBI's taxonomy places the organism in Eukaryota, Metazoa, Chordata, Mammalia, Proboscidea, Elephantidae. Gene Ontology annotation, biological process: G protein-coupled receptor signaling pathway; detection of chemical stimulus involved in sensory perception of smell. Gene Ontology annotation, molecular function: G protein-coupled receptor activity; olfactory receptor activity. The record is from RefSeq and is a predicted model, not a curated record. The transcript has a single exon. The coding region runs from base 442 to 1383 and encodes 313 amino acids. Gene Ontology annotation, cellular component: plasma membrane.
GAAAGAGGCAGUUGAAGAAGUAUGUUAGAAGGCAGUUUAUGAUAUAGUGGUUGAGAAGCUUGACUGAGAAAAUGCAUAGAGAAGUGCAAUAGAAUUCUCAAGACAUGUAAUCAGUUUAAAGUGAGAUUAGAUGGCAAAGCUGAGAGUCCAUUUCCACCAGUUGCCAAUAGCUCCAGUGCCUGUGCCAAGUUAGGUAUAGCUUAAUCUAUUCUGGGCUGUGCUCCAAAACUAUAGUGAAAAGAUCUUAAAAUAAAUUUAAGGGGACUGUUUGCUGUGAUUUAACAGGAUGAUGUGGAACAUACAUAAAUAGCAUCAUUCUUAAAGUGCAAAUAAUUGCAGUGAUCGUAAAUCCAAUCCUGACACCUCAAUACAAUUUAGAGAAGAGGCAAAGAGAUACAGGAAGGUAAAGGAAAUGUACGUGUGAAUUUACAUUGUCCACAGAUGAAUCAUCAAGAAAAACCUCCAGAAUACAACCUAACAGAACUGAUGGAAUUUGUUGUCUUGGGCUUUGCUGAUAUGCCCCAUCUCCAGUGGUUUCUUUUUGGAUUAUUUUUAAUCAUCUACAUCAUUAUCCUGAUGAGCAAUGGCACUAUAUUUCUAAUAACAAAAAUGGAUCCCGCUUUCCAGAGCCCUGUGUAUUUUUUCCUGGCAAAUUUUUCCUCCUUGGAAACCUGCUAUGUAUCAGCUACUCUCCCCAGAAUGCUGAUGAAUCUUGGGAUGCAGAGAAGAACAAUCUCCUUAGGUGGCUGUGCUACACAGAUGUGCUUUGUCCUUAUAUUUGGAGGCACAGAGUGUUUAUUCCUUGCAUUGAUGGCCUAUGACUGUUACGUGGCCAUUUGCAACCCUCUUCAAUAUCCUCUAGUCAUGAACCACAGGGUCUGUAUCCACUUGGUGACUGGCUCCUGGACCACUGGGAUUCCUGUUAUGAUUGUGCAGACGUAUCAGAUUUUCUCUCUGCCUUUUUGUGGACCUAACAAAAUUAACCACUUCUUCUGUGACAUUUUCCCAAUACUCAAACUGGCUUGUGGGGACACUUUUGUAAAUGACAUGUUGGUCUACACAGUUGCUGUGUUAUUUGGCAUGGUUCCAUUUCUGUUGAUACUUGGUUCCUACAGUAAAAUCAUGUCCAUUAUCCUGAAGUUGCCAUCAGCCACAAGUCGAGCCAAAGCCUUCUCUACCUGCUCGUCUCAUCUUAUGGUUGUGGUGUUAUUCUUUGGAUCAGCCGUUAUUACAUAUUUAAGGCCCAACACCAGCCACUCAGAGGGAACUGACAAAGUACUUUCUCUUUUCUACACUAUCCUAACUCCUAUGUUUAAUCCCAUGAUAUAUAGUCUAAGGAACAAGGAUGUCAUAAUAGCACUGAGAAAAUUGCUAUGUAAAUAAUUCACUUCAUUAAAGAACAUAUUAAAUGUAUAAGAAUUGCUUUCUUAUAUAUUUUGUAUCAAAUUUCAACCGAUGUACUAUAAGUGUGUUAUGGAUUGAACUGUGUCCCCCAAAAACAUGUGUCAACUUGGCCAGGUCAUCA